UAUCGUUUGCGCCGCCAAUCGGCACACUACCGCGGAUGCAUCGUCAGUUACCGUCAGCCGGUCGUACAGUCGCGAGCAUUGCGUGCGGCGCCAUGUGGUCCAAUCUAUGGGUUGUCGUCAUUUAUCUCGUCAUCGUCGUCACAGAAGCAUAUCCGGACAAUACCAAGAAGCUAUAUCAGAACGAGUUGCAGACUGAUCUUCCUCAUGAAAAUCGCACUAAUGUAAAUCACGUAAAAGAAAAUUCUAAUGAAUUAAAUUCCAAUUCGCAACAACCUACAAAGUCUAAUAAAAAGUUACCCGCACCUAUGGUAGAUGAUGAUCUUUUGGAGUUUUUGGUUCGCGUGGCAGACAAUCCAGCAGAGUGGAAUAAAAUUCGUCGUGUUUUAAGUAUGCUUGGCCGGGACGAGUCGGGCACGGCGACCGCUUCGGCUGCUGCUGCUGUCGUCCAGUCCGCGUCGGUCACUUCGACACCGGUGCCGCCGCCAACGCCACCGCCGCCGCCUCGGCCGGUCACCACCCCGACACCUGCGGCGCCCCCGAAGAUCAUCGCGGCCACGGUAGCAGUGCAGAUGGGCUACGAACACCAACCGCCGCCGACCGCGUCGUCCUCGUCGUGGCCGUCGGGCGAUUGGAUCAUGAAAGCGGUGCAAGACAUCAAGGCGGCGGCCAGGGCUCGAGGGAUCGGAGCUGGAGGAGAGGACUACGACGGCGACGACGACGGCAACGAUUACGAUUACGACGACCAGACCGACGACGAGAUCGAACAGAUCGAAGAACCGACCGCUGCACCGCCGCCGCCCCCGCCUAGACAGCCUCUGCUCAGGACGGUCACCGGUCACAUGUCCCGGUACGAGUUCAAGCGGUUGGACGGCAGACCGGACGACGGACGUGUAAACGGCACGUACGUGGCCGUCAUCGAGAGCGAUCGUCCGCCGCGCGUCGUCAUCUACGACCCGGUGAGGCAGAAAAAACCAAGAACCGACAAAUAAUUCCAACAGAAGGCAGUGGAUAACGACUUGCAAACGGCAGCUAAAAAUCGCCCGAAAGAAUAAUAUUUUCCGCAUAGUAAUAUACACACACACACUAAUACACACAUACAUACAAACACACAAAAAAAAGAAUUUUGUUGUAUUAAUUAAAUGAUAAACUAUUAUUAUAAUACAAUAUAACAUAAUAAAACACGUCUGGUUAAACAUUUCUCUCGUUCAUAUUUUAAUGCGUUUUAAUUUUUCGAUGUUACGACCAAAAUUAACACUGUCGCGUAUUAACUUUCAAUUUAUUUAUUAUUAUAAUAAAAUUAAAUAUCAUAAGUUGUAAUUAUUACAGUGUGCUGUAUACACAUACGAACAAUAUACAUUUUACUGUGUGAAAUUCUAAUAAUAACAUUAUAUUUAUAAUUAUUAUAUUACAAAAUAAGCAUUACAAUACUUAAUAUCAUAAUAUACUAAUACAUUAUAUUAUAUUAAAAUAAACGCUGAAAUUAAUUUCUAUAUUCCGUACUUACUUAAGCACUAGAUAAUAAUAAUAUGAUGUCUGAUAUGUUUAUAUAUUAUUAGAUAAUACGUUUGCGCGUGUAUAGAACCGAAUGUCGAUUUUCUUUUUGUCCCCUUCUUCGAAUCCGUUUAUCAUAUAUUAUUAUUAUUAUUAUUAUUAUUAUCAUUAUUAUUAUAUAUAAUUUAUAUUGAUUUAUAUGCUGUAUAUGUGUAUAAAUAAAUGAACGAACAAAAAAAAA
Molecule: messenger RNA, 1732 nt
Organism: Aphis gossypii (cotton aphid)
Lineage: Eukaryota; Metazoa; Arthropoda; Insecta; Hemiptera; Aphididae
Exons: 7
Coding region: 36-989 (317 amino acids)
Source: RefSeq, a predicted model, not a curated record